AUGGAUUGUUGUUAUGAAUGUGAUUGCUGUUAUGAAUGCGAUUGUUGUUAUGAAAUUGAUUGCUGUUAUGAAAUAAAUUGUUGUGAUCCUUGUGAUGAUAUUCAAAUAACAUAUGUUAAAACGGUGCCAAUAUGUGAAGAGAUCAUAUGCGUCGAUGCAAAACCUCGCAAGUGUUGUCCAGAACCAGUUGAAUGUUGUGUUGAAUACAUAGCAUGUGAAAUUGAUCCAUGCGAAAUAUGAUCUCGUCCAGUUUUAGUUGUGAGUGAUCCUGAAUUUCUUUAUGAAGCUUUUAUCGAACAACUUUCUGGUUUACAGUGGCGUUGUCAACGUUAA
This is a messenger RNA of Adineta steineri, 333 nucleotides long. The record is from the annotation of a GenBank genome assembly. Lineage: Eukaryota; Metazoa; Rotifera; Eurotatoria; Adinetida; Adinetidae.